AUGGCCUCUCGUUACUCUACCCCACUCCUAUCCUCCACCCAGAAACAAUUCAGGCUCAAGACAACUCGCGCUAGCGCCCUGGGCAGAUAUCCGAGGAUAAAAUAUGCCAUAUCUGCUCUCCUACUCCUCUCGCUCUUCUCCUUCAUGCACAACGAAGACGGCGUGCGCAAGUUCGCCGUGUACUACGCCGCCUCUCUUUUUCCGCAACCUCCUGAUGAGUUUCGACCGCCGAUCUACACAGAGCUCAGAGAAUGGGAGAAGAACCUGCCGCAACACAAUCCAGAUCUUCCUUUUCCUGAAGGCAAGGACGGCCGUUACGUCCUUUUCUCCAACUCUCGGGUCAACCUCUUGGGGUGGAACAACAAACUCAACGACAUGCUUCUCAACACUUGGCUAGCGCACGCGUCGAACCGCGCGUAUGUCUUCCACGACUUUGCCUGGGCAGAGACGCACUAUCCCUGGCCCGUCUCGUCUUACCGCGAAUGGCACCCGCGCACGCCCCUAAACGCGCUCUUUGCCGGGCCGUCCUCUGGCGCACCGUGGGAGCCGACCGACAACGCGCCUCGCGCGGUCGCCCUCUCGUACUUCGAUGAGGUGUGCCCAGAGGCUGAGCGCCGGAAGAUAAAUACGCGCGACGUCAAGCCAGCGCUCGAAAACGCUGAUGGAAGGGUUAUUUUCGAGACGUGGAGCACCUUGCUGAGUGAGGCGUCCGAGCGCUGCAUCGAGAUCGUGGCGCCUUCCCAGGAAGAGGACGCUUGGCCAGAGGUUUGGGAUAUGUGGUUCUGGGGAAGUGAGAGGAGUAUUUCGUUGUGGGACGCCUUUAUCGCGUCGCCCGUUUCGCGCUUGUUGGGGACGUCGCCGAUAGUGCAGUCUGCGAUCGAUGAUAAUUUGGGGCUGUUCAUUCCCUCGACCCCGGCGCCUCUAUUAUCUUCUUCCCUAUCGCCCUCAAAUGAGCAUGCGACCUCUUCUACUGGGUCGCGACGCGCUAUCGACCCGUUUGCCCAUGUAUUCGCGAUCCACGUACGCCGAGGGGACUUCAAGGAGGCCUGCGUGGAACACGCUCAGCUGAAUUCCAGCUUCUACAACUGGAAUCUUCUGCCUGCCCUGCCUGACAGGUAUACCCCACCCCUACCGCCAGACGGUAUACAGCCUGCACCAGGAGCACACACUCUCGAGAACGCGCGUGCCAUCCUGGAACGCUGCCUGCCCUCGAUUGAUGCAAUUGUUCGGAAGGUCAGGGAGGCGAAAGAGGACUAUUCGCGGUCACUUCAGCACUCGCGGUCAGGUCAGAAGAAGAAGAAAAAACAUGAACCCGAGCUGGACGUGUUAUACGUGAUGUCGAACGACCGUACGGAGUGGCUACAUGCGCUGCUAGACGAUUUGAAGGAAGACGGAAAUUGGGCGCUUAUUGUGGUGAACAGAGACCUUAAGAUGAGCCCUCAGCAGAAGGACGUUGGCGUCGCCGUGGACAUGGACAUUGGCCGCAGGGCGGCUGUUUUCAUUGGCAAUGGGUGGUCGUCUUUCACGAGCAACGUAGUGCAUAGAAGGCUGGCGGACGGCAAGGCGCCUAUCAGCAUCCGAUUUUGGUGA
This is a messenger RNA of Cyclocybe aegerita, 1590 nucleotides long. The record is from the annotation of a GenBank genome assembly. NCBI's taxonomy places the organism in Eukaryota, Fungi, Basidiomycota, Agaricomycetes, Agaricales, Hemipholiotaceae.